UGGAGCAGGAAUAUGAGGCUAACGGCACUCUCACAACCGAAACGCGACAAGUUCUCACCUCUAUAGUUGCAUCAGAAAUGGUUAGGAGAUAUUCAUACUACCCUGCCAGAGAAGACAAGAUUCUCGUCGCAAAGAGUGUCAUAGAUGCUUUUCCCAACCUGAAAUCCAACACAAAAUGGCCUUAUGAUCUGUGGUUUGACCCCAAUGAUGCCACAAAGGGGUACCUUGCUACGAAGCUCAAUACAAUGAGGAGGAGUUUACCUCCAGAUCAGUUGCAGCGUCCACGCACCAAGACGGACCAAAAACCACAGAAGACACCGCAGAAGGCAGGGAAUUCCAAGUCCAAGACACCAAAGCGCACCCAUGCACAUCUAGAGGAAAUUCCUCAAGUGGAGGAGGAAGAGUUGAUUCUUUUUUGCAAAAGAGCUAGUAUUGACAACAGAAAGCAAAUUCUUCAAGCCAUGGAACAGUCCUUUCAGAACAGGAGGAAUUGGAUUAUGGAGGAAUAUCCAACAGUCGGAGAGAUCCUCGCUCGAUACCCUCGAUUCCAAGAUUUCCCAACUGCGUUGCAGCAGGAAUUCCAUCUCUUAUUUCCUGAUGCAGCAGCUAGACUCAUUUCAACCUGGGAAACGCGGUUUUCCCCAUUCAUCCUGAAAGUAGGAGAAUUAUCCAGACUUCCUAAACUCCAAACACUGAUGGAUGAGAACAAGAAGACCAAGGAUGCACACAAUGGAACACCUGAUGCCCUGUUUGCUUACAAAGUACUGAUAUACCUUCUCCCAUCACACGCAGGGAAGAAAUCUUCAAUUUCAGAUGCUCUCUCAUACUUCAUGGUCACAAGACCGAACGGAACCGCUGUGGCGAGUUUUCUCGUUGAGAAAACGGAUCAAAAGAGAACCCAGCCGUACCUGCUUCGCAUAGGAGAUGGCUUCACAUCCCCGUCGACUUUCUUCAUCAUUGUUGAUGGGAAAGCCGUACCCUGCGAGAGUGAUGCUACUCAAGCAGUUGAUGCUCUAUUCAAGAGCCACUACAUUUUUAACAUUGAGUAUGCAGAUGAGCUGAAGGGAUUCUAUGCAUUCUUAGAGCACUUCGUGUAUGGAAUCGGGGUUUCUACUGAUCACAUUCCUGUCCGUGCACGUGAACUUAUGGCAAGCAUAACAGCAUUGGCUCGCACCCAAAGCCAUUAAUCAUUUCCAACUUCAACUGGAAGAACUGGACAUCGGUUUUCUUGCCUAUGUAUGGAGAAUCAUUACAUUUCAAAGUAAACCUUUCCCUAUUCGCAACCAUUUUUUAAUACAGGUAGUUCCUAGUCAAUGCAUCUGGGAGAGUAUUCCGUAUUCUAUCCUUGGAUUUAGUUGACGAAUACAGUAUGUAUCAAAUUAGGGCUUAUUUUAGGCCUGUAUGGUGUGAAAGUCUCAACAUGCUUUUGAUAUGGCUGUCAAUAGUUCCAUGGUAUAGAUCAUUCUAGUUUUUGAUUCAUGUGAAAAUGUCAGCAUACAUGGAUUUAUUCUGUUAAAUUUGUCUCGUAGUUCUGAAUACAUACACACCUGUAUAACAUUUGUCUGAAUUGUGUGUAAGUGGGGAAUCUUUAUCAUUGGAACCUGUGUAGUAUAGCAGUGUUUUAUACAUACAUGAAUAUUUGAUUCAACUGAUGACUGUAUAAUGUUUGGGUACAUCAGAUAAUAUUAUUCAUUGUGAAAUCCUGGGGACAUGCACAAUGAGCCAUUCCAACACCCUUUAUUAGUAGCUUUUUCUCAUAUUUAUCUUUUUAAGAAUUAAAGUAAUUUCUUGUCAGUGUGAAUUCCCCUUUAAGCAGUAGAUAACUGAGACUAUGGUAUGUAUUGUUGAAAUCUGUAUGUAUACAGUAUAUAAUUCCAUGUUCAGAACUUUUCUAUCUAGUUUCCAGAAAUGUAAAUUUUAUGACAUCUGCAACAGCUUAUACACAUUUUUAUUGGAUGCUUUUUUUUUUUUUUGCUUUAGUAAUUUCCCCCAUGGUUUCCCAUUCUCUCCAUUCCUUCACUCAGUCUUCUAGGAAGCAGAGUGGGUGGUU
Molecule: messenger RNA, 2050 nt
Organism: Lytechinus variegatus (green sea urchin)
Lineage: Eukaryota; Metazoa; Echinodermata; Echinoidea; Temnopleuroida; Toxopneustidae
Exons: 7
Coding region: 78-1187 (369 amino acids)
Source: RefSeq, a predicted model, not a curated record